AUAACCCUAAGUCCGAGUAUAAAAAUUAUCUUCUCCCUUCUUAGGGCUUUCGAUCGGCACCAGCUGAACGGCAAUUGUGCUCUCUGCUAUUUCUGUCUAACCUCCCGGCCUGCGAAAAUGGUGAACGUUCCUAAGACAAAGAAGACCUACUGCAAGUCCAAGGAGUGCAAAAAGCACACCUUGCACAAGGUCACCCAAUACAAGAAAGGGAAAGAUAGUUUGGCUGCUCAGGGAAAGCGUCGUUACGACAGGAAGCAGUCUGGUUAUGGUGGUCAGACAAAGCCCGUUUUCCACAAAAAGGCUAAGACCACAAAGAAGAUCGUGUUGAGGUUGCAAUGCCAAGGCUGCAAACAUGUUUCACAGCACCCAAUCAAGAGGUGCAAGCAUUUUGAAAUUGGUGGGGACAAGAAAGGAAAGGGAACCUCACUUUUCUAGAUUGCCUCUGAAGCCACCAAGAACUUCCUUUUUUGCCUUCUCUUAUGUUGCAAUGUUGAACUUUUGUUAUUUUGGAUGGUGGUUCUUUUGUGUUACAUUAUCUUCCAAAUAGAUUAUUUUGCGUUAUGAUAGUUAUAUUGUAGAUCA
Messenger RNA from Solanum dulcamara, 582 nucleotides. RefSeq names its product 60S ribosomal protein L44. The record is from RefSeq and is a predicted model, not a curated record. The coding region runs from base 118 to 435 and encodes 105 amino acids. Gene Ontology annotation, biological process: translation. Lineage: Eukaryota; Viridiplantae; Streptophyta; Magnoliopsida; Solanales; Solanaceae. Gene Ontology annotation, cellular component: ribosome; cytosolic large ribosomal subunit. Gene Ontology annotation, molecular function: structural constituent of ribosome. The transcript has 4 exons.